AUGGAGUCCAGACUGGCAGACGGACUCCACAUCACCACAGCUCUGGAGGUCAGACUGAAGGUCAGUGAGGAAUAUCUGGAGACGGAGCACACAGCUCCCGGCUGGGGGGGCGCGAGGAGGCCGAGCGGCGGCACUCCGGCAGCAGCUCAGCUGAAGGUGGCCUUCAGCGCCGGGCUGACGGACUCCGGGGUCUUGGGCCCCUUCGACGAGGAGACGACGCUGGUCUUCUCCAAGACCAUCACCAACAUCGGCCGGGCCUACAACCAGACUGCAGGUGUGUUCACGGCUCCCGUCAGAGGACUCUACUUCUUCAGCUUCACGGCAGAAGAUUACCUGAAGGGUUACAUGGGUCUCCACCUGUACCGGAACAACCAGCCAAUCGUCUUCAGCCUGGACCUCAACACCCACGGUGGCUACGCGUCCACGUCCGGCGGCGUGGCGCUGCAGCUGGAGAGCGGCGAUGGCGUCCGCCUCAGCCUGCCGACCAGCUACCGACUCUACGACGACUCGCGCAACCUCAGCAUCUUCUCCGACUUCCUGCUGGUCCCCCUCUGA
This is a messenger RNA of Pseudoliparis swirei, 555 nucleotides long. RefSeq names its product complement C1q-like protein 4. The record is from RefSeq and is a predicted model, not a curated record. Gene Ontology annotation, molecular function: protein binding. Lineage: Eukaryota; Metazoa; Chordata; Actinopteri; Perciformes; Liparidae. The coding region runs from base 1 to 555 and encodes 184 amino acids. The transcript is spliced from 5 exons.